Messenger RNA from Dermacentor andersoni, 7782 nucleotides. Its product is annotated as transmembrane protein 272-like. The record is from RefSeq and is a predicted model, not a curated record. Lineage: Eukaryota; Metazoa; Arthropoda; Arachnida; Ixodida; Ixodidae.
GCCGCGGAGGCCGAAGUGUGCCAGGGGGUGUUCGCAUAAAAAAAUUGGCUGUCCGCGACAGCGGACAGCCAAUCUUAUACAACCCUGGCACGCGCAGGCCUCGCCGAGCCCCAACCCACGGACCAGUCCGGGUUGUAGCUUUCGUGUCCCCGUCGCCGCUUUGGUGUCCUGGAGUCGCCGCCAAUAAUACGAAAUAAUGACACGUUGUUACAAUUAGUAAAAAAAAAAACACGAUUGAAUAAAUACAUAUAGCUAUGCCCGGCCGCCUACUUAAUUGCGACGCUAAGCACUACCGCGCCCCGCGACUUCUGCAACACCAGUCAGAACUUUGCCUCUGAAGGUGCGUCGGACAGACUUUCUCGCGCCUGCGGCGCUGGUGCUCACCGGCGGCCUUUCAGCCACUUGCGCUCAACCGCGGUUGCUAAGGCGCCUUCUAGAUUUUCAAUAUAUGCUGCCCGUGCUCUAAGGCGGGAGAAAGCUAUGAUCCGCCACGACUGACUUAGCACGAGCGCCGCAGGUUAGAGACAGUGUCCGACCACUGCCUCCUUUUUUUUUUGGUCCGACACAGCGGUCGACAAAAGGAAGGAGCAAAGGCUCCCAGAUUUUCGCUCUCGCUCUCGCUCUUACGCGCCUGCGCAGAAACAGCUGACGAUCCCUCAAAUGAACAUUUUGUCAGACGAGCUCCUGGUUGUGCAGGAAAGCAUGAUCAUGAUGGCUGUAAACAAGUAUGGCGUGCGGUGAUACUCGUCGUCUGUGCAGCGAAACUGAGUUCGCGAUGUCGCUGCCGCCGUAUAGUGACAGCCCACUACCGACGCCUUUUCGCAGUCCAGUGGAAAAUGACUUGCCUCCGUCUUACGACGACAUCACAAAUCCAAAUGCUCCUCCUCCAUCAUACCAGUCACUUUUCGGACAGGUUCGAGAGGUGCACAAAGCAUCCAGCGGAGUGAUAGACUUCUUGCGGAGCAUUAUACUCCUAUUGCUAGGCACCCUUGGAUGUACAAUCUUGGUUGGAGUCACAGUGAUCAUUCCUGUCAGCAUGAUAGUGAUAGGUACCACAUACUUAAAUGACUGCCCAGCUGAAAAGUACAUCCCAAUUUUUCUGGUGAUGGGCGGAGUGUUUGGUGUGCUGAAGACGCUACUCGAUGUCUGUGGCAAGUGUCGACGCCCUGACAACAGUGGGGAGGCUGGCCACAAUGUAGCAGAAGAACAGCGUGCUGAAGAGCGUACUUGGAGCACACUUGUGAAUUGUUUUCUUUUUGCCUGGUAUGUUGCUGCUACUGGCCUGGAAAGCCUGCAGACAUGGAUGCCACAGGUGCCACUCACAAGCUCGAGACAUCCAUGCCCAGCUGCCGCAAAGAGAGCGUCCACGAAGGCAUGCUGCAACAAUGAGUGGCAGAGUGAUGCUGGAUUUUUAGUGGUGUGAUCCCUACGCGAGGCUUCUCUGAGAGUGCUACUUUCACGAAUGAUGGAGAGCGGUUUAGUCUGUUGCGUGAAAGUCCCACUCAUUCCUAUGAACAUUUCGGUACUGAAUGUUUCGUUGAUAAAGGAGACAGGCGUAAAUGUAGUUUUCAGUCAAACCACAGACUCAUUCACACUCAUAUUGUGCACUGGGGUGGCAUUCCCUUGUGCUUUUUGUUUAAUACCAAGUUUGGAUGCUGUACUUGUUCUGACCAUAAUUGCUUGUAUGUCAUCUGCAGCAGUGAUGAAUGUAAAGCAACAAUUUCCGCAGUGAUAGGAACAACGAUGCUAUCUGUUUGCAGAAGGGUAAAAUUGUUCCACAUUAGUCUUUGUGGCAAACUUUUCGCUCCUAUGGAACAAGUUGUGCCACUGUUCCAACGUAUGCACAUUUCUGACUUAUUUUGAAUGAAGCAAGCAAGAGUGAAAGUUUGGGAUUGUUAGUACUAUGUUGCCUUAACCAACAGUGCAAAGACACAAGGAUGAAGAGACAACCGAGCACCAUAUUGCGUUAAUUCCAAAAGUUUUAUUUUGAAAAAGAAAGGCGCCACAUACUUAGAAUACACUUACUUGUCAUACUGAGCUACAUUUAUCACAUAUACACAUGGGAUCUAACCAUCAGUAUAACAAAUAACAGAGUACCUAUUUGAGUUCCUCAGUUCCUUUUACUACAAGUAAACAGCAGCUUGAAAUUUUUAACAAGUAUGCAAACUAUGUGAAAAUAGUUGUGCAAUCAGAGACCCCUCACUUCUGCAAGGUGCAAAAAACAAGCAUAAUCUUAAAUAAACCCUUCGGGUGGACUUAUUCAUCGUACUUCCUAAUUGCUUCUCCCUUUUUCAACUUCGGUGCAGCAGAACGUGCAGUAAAGCUGCACAUUCCUGGUGACAGUUACCUAGUUACCCAAGUUAGCAUCAAAGAUGUUCAUUGAAGAGCGGCACACACCUACUGGCACCUACCCAGUGACCCAAAUUGGUAUAGAAGAGAGAGAAUUUAUUAGAGCACAGCCCUUAGAUGCCAGUUCCUGUGGAAAGCGUUGGUGUCCUACCUCAUAAUUGGGCGAACGAGCACAGCGAAAGAUGAGAGAAAAUGCGGAGCGCAGUGGGAAAUGAAAGACAGAGAGAGUGAAGAGAGCAUGAGGAGAAAAGCAUAGUACUGUGCAUGGGGGGCUUUGUGAUGACGAUGGCUACGAGAUGGCGCCAGAGUAACCUGCAUCUUCUGUAUGGAAACAAAGCGCUGCAUGAGUGGAGGUUGUCUACAGUGGCUGCUGUGAAUUGCGCCUGCUCUUCACCCACGUGCUUCCUCUCGCGAUCUCCCAAUUAGCGAGGCAGUUGCACCACACUUUGCUUCGUUUGCAAUGUGCCGCACGAAACAGAUUGUCCGCACCAGCCAAUAUAUUGUGAAAUGAAAGCACGUACACAGCUCCGCUCUAAUUUUGCAUUAGGGAGUAUCGUAAUUGUCGGUAUAUUUAUUUGAAAGGAGGAACUGACCACAGUGCUCUUGCCACCUUGUCAUCAACAAAAGGAACCAGACAUCGACCUUUACGCAUCUCACCUUGGUCAGCGUGCCUACUCCAAGUCAGCGUUGAAGAGAUUCGUUGAAGAGUGGUACAUACGCAGUACCACAUAACCAGUCUCACGUCCCCAGUGACCCAUGUCCACAUCAAAGAGGUUCGUUGGAGAGUGGCACAUAGGUGCACAGUGCCACAUAUGCAGUGACCCAAGUUUACCCCACGGUUGGUUUCAAACCCUGUUUUGUCAGCACAGCAGCCAGAUGUGCUCCCCAUUCAACCAUGGACUACCCAGAUACCCAGGUUUGCGAGAAAACGGUGAUACAUAUAAGAUAGAGGGUGCUUGAAGUACCAUAAGAAUGCUAACUGCAUUAAAAAACUUGGCUAUUAAGUUUACACUUGGUAAUUAAACAAUGAAUUGCUGCUCCUUUUUCGAACUUCAGUGACUCCACCAUCUUAUCCCUGUCAUUUCCGAAGAGGCCACAUCUGUUAUAGGCCUGCUCCUCAUUACCUCAUGCCUACCAUGCAAGACACUAUGGAAAAGGUACUGAUACAUGUACCCACUUCCAAUGAGCUAUCUUUGUGACAUUACUUAUCCCUGACAUGAGCUGAUCCUUGUGUCUGGACAGAAUGGUGUGCUCUACUAGUGGGGAGCAACCUAUGCAUUUCUCACCGGGUCGAAAGCCAUCCUCCAUACAGUUGGGGACAAAAUGUUGUGGUCCGUGUUCACAUAUUAAAUGCUGAAUUUCGCUGAAUUUAGCAUGCACGACCAGGAACCGAGAGAUGCGCUAUCAUUCCAAGUGAGGAAAUUUAGUUGGCCUGUCUUAGUUUGAAGCCAUCUCAAAAUUCUGCAUUUUCUAUGUGGCUGUAGUCCACGAAAUUUUGUCCCUGACUGUACAUUCUAGUUGCAUUGUGAACACGUUCUCAGCCAGCCUUCCCAACCUAAUACAUACCAGGAGAGAGUGGAAUAUGGUAGACUGCAUUUGGUAUGUAGCCUCUACAUGUGGUGACGUUUUUUCCAGAUAAUAUUGUUGGGAGUAGCACACGGCAGUAUCAAAUUCUGUCUCUUUGUCCUUCUAAUUUUAGUUAUAGUAGUGAAACUGGCAAGUACUGCAUCCAAAUUUGGUACUAAACAAAAUUAACAAGGUGCCACCGCUGCGUGAAAUUUGAGCUAAAGCAAGCCAGCAAGUUAGACAGAAGAGCCAUUUAUACCUGGCUGCCUUAUCAACAUCACAUAUUAUGGAAUGGAAUGGUGUGGCAGGCUUUUAUUGCUCUGUUAUGUGCCAUUCAUGGCUUCAAAAUUGGCCUUUCAUUUCUCCCUGUAUGCUGUGACCAAAGGACAAAAUAAUGGUGCAGUCGACUUCCAUUAAUCCAAUUCAGGACAUGCGAAGUUGGCUCAAAUUACACAAAGUUUAAAGAUGUGUUCAGAACUUGCAUUGAGUUGAACAUUCAGUAUUUACUGGAAGUGUCUCAUUGACAUUACCCCUGCGGAUGCUCAUAAGCUUAACUAGACUCAUUGUACAAGCAGUGUUGUUGAAAAGCCUAACAGACAUUGUCUUCAUGCAAGAAAAAAAAUGUUUCAUAAGCCAAAAUGUUGUUUGCACUUCUUGUGGAGGUGAAUGAAGCUUCUAGACCUCCACGUCAUUGCUACUGCUGCUGUCUGACUGCCUUACCUGUGUCGUGCUAUAGCCAAAAUUUGUGACAUCUUCAUUGUUCAGGAUGCUGCAUAUUUCUGCGUUAGUAGUGUUCACGGACUCUCUCAUGCCGAUAUUGCCUAGAACUACAUGGUCUAUAAGGACCAACAGCUAAGCUAAACUGUCCACACUGGAACUGUUGUACAGUGGUGUGAAACUACAGCUUGUGAAACAGUUUUGUGAUUGUUGGUGGCUUUUAGUCUUUGUGCGUUUCUUCGAACAGUGUCGAUGCAUUUGGUCUGGCCAGUAGCACUUGUAAUUUAGCAGCCAUCAGUCUGCUCUAGUGCAGCAUAUCUGAUAUUCAACAUCUCAUGUAUGAAUAAGCUCGUUUUAUCUUUUCCUUUCUUUCCUUUUUUUUGUUCUGCAGGAACAUACGAUCACAUGUUCAACUUGACAUUUCAAGUUUGACCAACAAGCUUUUUAUACAAAUUCCCAGUAUAGACACUUCCCAGCUGCAUUUGCAAUGGCAAUGCUGCCAUUGCCUUAAGCAGGGCAUACCACAAUUCCUGUUUUUUUUUCUCUGUUUUAAGCAUGAGAAAGCCAGUCUUGAACUUUUCCAUUCUUUGUGUUAGCAAAAGUAGGCUGGAAAGCAUUGCAGAACAUAGGUAUUAAGCAAUCACGACAUCUGUAGAAGACAGCCUGUAAGUAAGCAGUCUGCUGUACUCUACAAAGGCUGAGCAUGUAAACUAGUGCAUGCUUCUGCAAGAGCUCAGCUUGAGUCGUGGGCCAGGUUUACACUGCCCAUCUCCUACUUGCAUGGACAGGGCGCUAACCAGAGUGUGCGUGCAUAUGAUAUGGGCUGAUGGCACACUACUUCACCGUGACAGUGAUGUGCAGAUUGUUUGCACAGUACUGCAAAUCUUUACUACAAGUUAGACUGCACAAGACACUGAAAGUUUCCCUGUGCAUAAUAUGCACGGAAGUCGCAUUGCACAUUAGCUGUUUUGCAUUUUAAGUUAAACUGCCAAUAUCUUUUUGUACACAGUAGCAUAGGCACAGCCAGAACUUUUGAACAUGUUGCAUCAAAGGAAAGAAUGCAUUAAUGGAAGCUGACUGUAAUGUCUAAAAAGAAACUGUUCUGUACUUAUUCUGCAAGCUUGUCAGUUCACUAAUGAUUUUGGCAUUGAUAUUUAUCUGUGUGCAGUAUACUGACAGGUCCUCGGAAUAAGAUACAGCAGUUUCAGUGAGUUUAUUUAUUUUCCGUGUUAGAGGGGGGAGCAUGGGCACCUUUCCAGACUGCCGAUCGGUUGUGUGAGUAUAAGAUCCAUAAGAACAAUGAAGUAGUGAAUGGCCAUGAGUCAUGGUGCGCAAAGCUGGAUGGAGUUCCAGUUUAUGUGACAGAUGGCAUAAUGUUGUAUGCUCAUUUAUUAGCCAGUAUAGCUUUGCCGCUAAUGGUUACUGCUUUGGUUACUGUUGGAAUUGGCUAUCCAAGCCAUCUCUCAGAAAUGCUCUCCCAUUGCAAAUAAAGUGGCAAACAUUUGCAGUCUGCCAAUAUACUGGUAUUUUCAACCUCUUGUCUUUAGCAUGCUAGAUGUACAGAAUUGUGAUGUUCACUAAUUGAAAUUAGCCAUGUCUUCUAAAGUGAACAGCUCGGAUGAAGCUUUACACGUAUUUUGUACGAAAGGUUGUUCCACGCUGGUUUACCAUGUGCGUCGUUCAACUUUAGAAGUAGGAAGUCUUCAAAGUGUCGUUCAUGCAACCUUCUGUAUAAAUAAUGGCUGGAAUGUUGUUGCAGAUGCCUUCGGUCUUUUUGAGACUGUACAAAUAGCCAGCUCUUGGACGUGUUUUGUUGUAGCAUUACCUCAAGGAGUACGUGCUAUAGACUGAUUGCCCAAGCAUGCAAAAAGACAUUGGAAGUGUUAGACUGUAUAAUUUCUCAUUGGGUAUGUUUGAAACAUUUAACGGCGGGCAUGUCACGUUGAGAAAUGUUACAGGAGGCAUUUGCACAAGGCUUGCAUGUGCAGCAGUCACAAUCUAACAUGUACAUGGGUUGUGUGCUGUAAAUACUGAAUGUAGAAUUCUGAGCUAUAAACAGUGACUGGUUAAGAUGUGGUGGCAGGUGACCCUCAAAUAGAACACAUACUCUUGCACCAGUGAAUCACCACGUCCAAUUCACCCUAUCCAUCGCUCUUCAUACCUAUGCCCCAGCUAAAAGAACUUUUUGUUCUUGAAGUGUGAAUGAUACCCAUCUGUUUACGUGAAGGUAUUAACCAAGCCAUCCGGCUUUCCAUGGUACAUGUUGUCUGCUGCUGCUACUACUACUACUGCUGCUUAUUUGUGACACAAGAAUAAGAGGGGUGAGAAGUAUCUAACAGGUUCUUUAGACAGGGAAAACAGGGGGAAGUCGGGAGAUGGAAAUUCAAGACGAUGAGCAAAACGAGAACAAGGUGAAAGCAGGAGCCAACGUUUUGACAAGUUACGCUCCUGUCCUUGAAGAAGACAAGUCCACAUGUCGAAAUGUUGGCUCCUGCUUUCACCUUGUUCUCGUUUUACCCAUGGUUCUUUAGACAGGAAUUUAGGGCAGUCUCUCCCUUAAAGGAGUACUGGCACAAAAUUUCGAAGUCGAGUUAACGUGCGAGAUCGAUUUAUGUGGGUACAGGCACAUCGUCUGCAAAAUAUCAACGGCAUAUCAACAACAUACUUAAAAUCAAUUUUAAAGUAUUUGCGUGCAGCCAACCGCAAUACGCAGCACCUCGUGACAUCGACAUCAAGAAAGGAAUGUAAACAACCGAUAAAACGCUACGUCACGAGUUUGCGCUGCCGUCGGGACGGGCCCUGGGAACAAGUUUCUCACCGCACCGAUUGUCCCGGUGUCUUUAUUUUUUUCUCUCCCGGGUCGUGACGCCGACGUCUCUCGCCACUGACGGUGGCACAAAAAUUGGCAAAACUUGUUUCUGACACGAAAUAACUCGUAAAGUGACGUCGAAAGUGUGCAUGUUAUAAAAUGUUGCGUGAUAUAGUAAAUCACUGGCGUGAUUUUGACUAGCAAGCGGCCGGCACAGCCGCCGCUGCAAUCGUCUCUGUGAAGCGGCUCGCUGGUCAAUGUGUUUUCUCAUCGCUACCAACGGCAUCUGGAAGACUGAUUGUAUUGUCACUUAUGAGCUACAUAAAUGUGCAGACAUUGUG